This is a messenger RNA of Seminavis robusta, 1650 nucleotides long. Lineage: Eukaryota; Bacillariophyta; Bacillariophyceae; Naviculales; Naviculaceae. The record is from the annotation of a GenBank genome assembly.
AUGAGACUCAUCACAGGAGACGAAUGUGGGUUGUUGAAGGAAUUUGUUCCCGAGAUUGCCCACCGCAAGCAGGGGGCGGGAGAGGUUACUAAGAAAUCGGAUAUCAUUCUACCCGCUCGCUUUGAUAUCAUGCAAAAAAUCAACAGUCACCAUGGGAUACAACGAGUGGACCCCGCCGAGCGUCAGACCAGGGAACGAGGGAUUGUCAGUUUGACCAUGCUCCAGGAUGAUAACGAAAAUGACUUUCAAUUUGCCUCGUUGCGCAGCAAUGGAUCCGUACAACUAUGGCAGGGACAGCGUCCCGAGCUUACCAAGCAGAACAAAAACAAGUUUGCGCACUACCAACAGUUAUCCGUGCAUGCGGGGGAUAUUUUUGAGCAAGCCAAGAGCUCCAUUCUCGACCAGGUUCCCGUACAGCCAUUGGCCAUGGAAUGUAUCAAAAAGUCGAACCGAUUGGUGGCCUGUGAUACCCACGGAACCAUGGUCGUGCUGAAACCAAAUAAUACCACGGAACAACCAUCCAUUGUACAUCACUUUGCCGCCUUUGACAAUACACCCGACAAUAUUACGCUGACGUAUACCAAGGGAAAAGUCAUGAACCGACAACUUGCUUCCGCCAUGGUAGUGCAUCCCGACGAUGGUACAGCUGCUAUUGGAGGUCGGGAACGCGAUGUUCGAUUAAUCGAUUUGGAAACGGGAAAGGCCACGUGGAAGGCCAAGAAUUUACCACCCGAUCCGCAGACACUAUUGCAGCAACCCAUUUGGCCCUCCUCCUUGGCAUUUUGGGGCCACAACGAAAGUCGCGUGCUGGCCGCAGGAACGGCAUGGGGACAAGUACGACUCUACGACGUACGCAUGCCUCCGCAUCAAACCACCAGUAUUCUACGACGUCCCAAGGCAUACACACCCCUCGAGAGUCGGGAGCAUCGCAUUACCGCCAUUUGUCCCGUCAGCGAUCAUCAUAUUGUUGCGGGGGAUACCACGGGGGAUUUGCACGCCCUCGAUCGACGAUACAAUUUCAAUGGACAAGAACAACGACAACAACAUGUCGACAGUAGCACCCGAAGUAGUACCGGGCGUUACGUGGGGCCUUCGGGGUCCAUAAGACAAUUGAUCAAACAUGCUACCUUGCCCAUUUUGGCGGCAGUGGGAUGUGAUCGCAUCUUACGAACGUAUGAUACGAACAAGCAAACGAAUAUUGAUUGUGUGUACUUGAAACAACGGCUGAAUUGUGUCUUGAUGUGUCAAGAAGAAUUGCUGGAGGAUAGUGAGGAAGCUGAUGAUAUUGCUCUUGCUGCAACUGUGAAUGAUGAUGGCGAUAUGGAUCAGGAAGAUGUCGUACAGGAUUAUGUCGAUUCAGAUGACGACGAUGAUUCAGAUGAUGAGAGUGAUGACGGAAACCAGGAUGUAGUGGACGAUAAGCGAAACGGCAAGAAAAGACAGCAGAAUGCAAACGAAUCGUCUUCGGACGAAGGAGACGACGACGACGAUGAAGACUCGUCAGAUGAAGAAGCAGACCAGAAUGAGCAAGAGCAAUCUGCAGCUACUAGAUCUGACAGUGAAUCUUCGGAGGAGGAGGAAGACGACGACAAUGACGAUGAGCAGGAAUCAUCGGAAGACGAGGCUCCUCGAAAACGGAGGCGUCGGUGA